Messenger RNA from Camellia sinensis, 1192 nucleotides. Its product is annotated as vesicle transport v-SNARE 12. NCBI's taxonomy places the organism in Eukaryota, Viridiplantae, Streptophyta, Magnoliopsida, Ericales, Theaceae. Gene Ontology annotation, molecular function: SNAP receptor activity; SNARE binding. Gene Ontology annotation, cellular component: ER to Golgi transport vesicle membrane; Golgi apparatus; late endosome membrane. The record is from RefSeq and is a predicted model, not a curated record. Gene Ontology annotation, biological process: vesicle fusion; intracellular protein transport; vesicle-mediated transport.
GUUAGAGAGAGAGAUGGGAGAGGGAAUCUAGUUGCCCGGCAAGGCCGCGUGUACUGUCUGUCUGGUUCACGAAAUUACAGUUCGUUCGGUACUCGUUUAACUUGUUCAUCUACGCCUUCUCUCUCUCUCUCUCUCUCCCUCUCUCUCUACACACACACACACACACUGUCUACGUUUAAUCGGAGAUUCUUGGAUUCGACAACUGAGAAGUCCGAUCCGAUCGCUGCUUUUCCUGCGAAAUUCCCAAUCGUCGCUCUCUUUCCUUCCCUGUUUGACUUCAAAUUUGUGAUUUUCUUAACACGAAUUUUUAGUGGACCUUGGAAUUGACUUCAUUGACGAGGGUGUUGUGAAGCUUUUGGAGGAGCGAUGAGUCAGGUUUUCGAAGGAUAUGAGCGCCAGUACUGCGAGCUUUCUGCCAAUUUAUCCAGAAAAUGUAACUCUGCUGGUCUUCUUCCUGAUGGAGCAGAGGAAAAGAUGCAAAAGAUUUCUGAAAUAAAAACUGGAGUGGAUGAAGCUGAUGUUUUGAUAAGAAAAAUGGAUCUUGAGGCAAGAAGUUUGCAGCCAAGUUUGAAGGCUGUCCUGCUUGCCAAGCUAAGGGAAUACAAGGCUGAUCUAAAUAAGGUUAAAAGGGAAGUUAAGAAAAUCUCAUCAAAUGAUGCUAAUCAGGUCCGUGAGGAGUUGUUGAAGUCUGGAAUUGCAGAUGCACAUGUGAUUUCUGUGGAUCAAAGAGAAAGAUUGGCAAUGUCAACCGAGAGACUAAAUCAGUCAAGCGACAGGAUCAAGGAGAGUAGAAGAACUACUCUGGAGACAGAAGAGCUUGGUGUCUCCAUCCUUCAAGAUUUGCACAAUCAACGUGAAACUCUCCUGCAUUCCCAUAAGAAGCUUCAUGGGAUUGACGAUGCCAUUGACAAAAGCAAAAAGGUCUUAACUUCCAUGUCUAGUUUCUCAUCAUUGAUUGUCAUGGAAUGAUGAAUUGGGAUUCGAAUUGUGCUCUUUGUUCUUUUCAUGUACAUAUCGUUCUCAAUCAACUACAUGACACAUGCUUUUUUAUGUAUUUAUAAUGUUUUCACAAUGGAUCUGGUAUGUUUUGGUGCUUCACCAUUAUAUUGAGUGUAUUGUAAACUUAUUAAUCACACUUUUGAGUUGGUCAUAUUCUUCUAUAUAGACGGGUGUGCUUGGAUGUUUCAUUUAA